AUGGCGAACUCCCGGAAAACCACGACAGUCGUUGUCGUCGGAGGUGGCGGGACGAUCGGGUCCUCGACGGCCCUGCACCUCCUUCGAUCUGGAUACACACCGUCGAAUAUCACUGUUCUUGACACCUAUCAUUUCCCUUCUGCACAGUCUGCCGGAAAUGACCUCAACAAGAUCAUGGGCAUCCGGGUGCGAGACAAGGCCACUUUGCGACUGAGUCUGGAGGCGCGGGACAUGUGGAGGAAUGAUGAGCUGUUCAAGCCAUUCUUCCACAACACGGGCAGGUUGGACUGUGAGGUGUCGGAGAAAGGGAUCGCUGGCUUGCGGCGGGAAUAUCAAACUCUGAUUGACGCAGGAGUUGGGGACACACACGAAUGGCUUGACAGUGAAGACAAGAUCCUAGCCAAGGUACCACUUCUGCCCAGGGGAAAUAUCAAGGGCUGGAAUGCAAUCUAUAGCCAAGACGGAGGCUGGCUUGCUGCAGCAAAAGCAAUCAACGCAAUUGGGGAGUUUUGUCAGAAACAGGGCAUAAAUUUUGGGUUCGGAGGUGCCGGCUCCUUCAAACGUCCGCUCUUCGAUAAUGACGGUACAACGUGUAUCGGAGUCGAGACAGAGGAUGGCACAAAGUAUUACGCAGACAAGGUCGUCCUCGCUGCAGGAGCGUGGAGUCCGACAUUGGUAGACCUUGAGGAACAGUGCUGCUCAAAGGCUUGGGUGUAUGCUCACAUGCAAUUGACGCCCCAAGAAGCCGCCGAGUACAAGGGCAUCCCCGUAGUCUACCACGGCGACGUCGGUUUCUUCUUCGAACCAAACGAGCACGGCGUCAUCAAGGUCUGCGACGAGUUUCCCGGCUUCACGCGGUACAAGCAACACCAACCAUACGGCGCGGACAAGCCAAAGCCAGUAUCAGUGCCUCGUUCACAUGCCAAGCACCCCACCGACACCUAUCCCAACGCUUCCGAGACCACCAUCCGCAAGGCUAUAGCAACAUACCUGCCACGCUUCACACAGAAGGAACUCUUUAACCGGUCAAUGUGCUGGUGCACCGAUACUGCGGACUCGUCGCUGCUCAUCUGCGAGCACCCGCGGUGGAAGAACUUUAUCCUGGCGACGGGAGACAGCGGACACUCCUUCAAAUUACUGCCCAACAUCGGCAAGCACGUUGUGGAGCUCAUCGAGGGGACCUUGGCAAAGGACCUCACCGAUGCGUGGCGGUGGAGGCCCGGUUCCGGUGACGCGAGGAAGUCGACGCGUGCGGCGCCGGCCAAGGACCUGAGUGAGAUGCCCGGUUGGAAUCACGACAAAGAGGCGAAGCUGUAA
This is a messenger RNA of Diaporthe citri, 1317 nucleotides long. RefSeq lists its product as uncharacterized. The transcript is spliced from 6 exons. Lineage: Eukaryota; Fungi; Ascomycota; Sordariomycetes; Diaporthales; Diaporthaceae. The record is from RefSeq and is a predicted model, not a curated record. Gene Ontology annotation, molecular function: flavin adenine dinucleotide binding; sarcosine oxidase activity; saccharopine oxidase activity. The coding region runs from base 1 to 1317 and encodes 438 amino acids.